Molecule: messenger RNA, 207 nt
Organism: Racocetra persica
Lineage: Eukaryota; Fungi; Glomeromycota; Glomeromycetes; Diversisporales; Gigasporaceae
Source: the annotation of a GenBank genome assembly
GGAGAAAGUCAUCUCAAAAAGUUUGGCGAUCAAUAGCGGUAACACCACAACUAAUCUAUCAUUUGGUUCUGAACUUUCAAUUAUAUCAUUAAAUUGCCACCCAGAGGAGGUCAACUCAGAAAGUUUGGCAAUUAAUAGUAGGGGUAAUACCGCAACUAAUCAAUUAUUUGGUUCUGAACCUUCGGUUAUAUCAUUAAAUUGCCACCC